AUGGUCGACGAUAGAGGAGACCACCACUUUCUACUUAGUAGCAAUGUUCCGAGGACAUUAGAGGGGGCAACAAUUUUGAGGCCUGAAAUAGUGGAGAAGUCCCUAGUUUCAGCAUCCGUAUCAGCCACAAAAUCAGUAGAGGCGCCCAAGAGUAGGUAUUUCUAUGGACCUAAAGAAUUUGAUGCAAUGUUGAAGUUGGAUCCGCCUAUAUUUGUGACAGAAGUGCGAGGUUUCUUGGGGAUGGCUAGACAUUACAAGAAAUUCAUAAAGGAUUUUGCAAAGAUUGCAGGACCACUUACUAGACUGACUAGGAAAGAGGUCAAGUUUGUAUGGAUUCAGGAGUGUCAAGCAGUAUUAGAUGGGUUGAAGAAGAAGUUCACGAUAGCUCUAGUUUUGAUAAUUUCGAAUGAGUCAGGAGGAUUUGUAGUGCACACAGAUGUUUCCGGGUCACAUUUAGGCUUUGUUCUGAUGCAACAUGUGAAGGUAGAAAUAGGGCCUUAG
Messenger RNA from Asparagus officinalis (garden asparagus), 501 nucleotides. RefSeq lists its product as uncharacterized. Lineage: Eukaryota; Viridiplantae; Streptophyta; Magnoliopsida; Asparagales; Asparagaceae. The record is from RefSeq and is a predicted model, not a curated record. The coding region runs from base 1 to 501 and encodes 166 amino acids. The transcript has 2 exons.